Molecule: messenger RNA, 2902 nt
Organism: Acanthoscelides obtectus
Lineage: Eukaryota; Metazoa; Arthropoda; Insecta; Coleoptera; Chrysomelidae
Source: the annotation of a GenBank genome assembly
UAUCAACAAGCUAUACGCGUACCAGAGCUUAAACCAUUUAGGCGUCAUUCGUCUGUCGAUGGAACCCCAUCUACGCCAAUGCUUCCAUGGUACCACCGCUCCGCAGCCGUGACUCAUCAACCAGGUGCCAGUCUGAGGUACCAGCCGUCCAUUGAUGGUCACUUCGUGACCCACUUAUGUACCGAAAGCUCUGUGACGAAAUGCUACUUCUUUUUGGUGAAAAAUGCUGGUGAUUAGGUGAAUAGUUGAGUUUUCUAUACGUGCGAGCAGUGCUUGAAAGGUAAUGAGAAAUGAUCAGAAUAUCAUCUGAGGCUUUUAGAGCUAUUUCCGUAGAGAGGCUAUUCUACCGACUGUUAUAUAUGUAGCUGAUAGAUACUUGGACAGUUAAAGCUUACGCAGCAGUCCCCAAACCUACAAUUUGAAAAGUACAGUACCCUAGCCAUGUCGGAAUACCUGGAGUACGACUGGCGAUGCGCCUUUAUAGGCAACCCCGCUCUUACGGACUACACUAGGUACCAGGGACCCAAAGACCAAGUAUCCGCAAUCAACUCAUUGCGAAGCACCAUACGCAGCUGCGAAGACUUUGAACUGAAAAAUAACCUUCCACAGGACGAUAAGGCGCUUAGAAAGUUUUUAUAUGCCAGAAAGUUCGACGUAGAAGACGCGCUUACGCUUAUGAAGAAUUAUUACUGCUACAGAAAGAGAAAUCCAGAUAUUUUUACGAAUUUCACGUUAGAUGCUGAAGAUAUCCAAAAGGCUUUGGAGAAUAGUCUCCCAGGAGUACUUCCCCAAAAAGAUCGAAAGGGUAGAUGCGUUUUGGUUCUAACAGGAAGUAACUGGGACUGCUCUUACAAUCUCCUGAGCAUAUACAGAGCGUUACUUUUUGCCUUGGAGCAUCUAGUAGACCAUAUCCACAACCAAUCCAACGGUUUCGUGAUCAUUGUAGAUUGGACAGAAUUUACAUUUAGACAAAGCACCAAUCUGAAGCCUUGGAUGCUAAGACUCAUGAUCGAAGGGCUACAAGACUGCUUCCCAGCUAGGUUCAAAGGCAUACACUUCCUUGGACAACCAUGGUACGUUGAAGUGGCCCUUACGGUUAUCAAACCCUUCCUUAAUGAACAUAUCAAAGAAAGGAUUUUUGUCCAUGGCAACAAUUUGAGCACUCUUCAUGAACAUGUUCAUAAAGAUAUCCUACCGGCUGAACUCGGGGGAGAGCAACCUUCGUAUAAUCCCAGAUCCUUUUUGGAUACACUCAAUAAGAUUAGUGAAGUGAAUGGACACUCUUGAGUGACACUUUUAUUAAUAACUUCAAAGAUCCGUUUAGUGCAGUAAAUUUGUGUAGCACACGCGAUAUUGGUAUCGAAAUCGGACGGCUUGGGCAGUAUAAUGUCCAUAAGUAAUUUAAGAGUUUUGAAUAUGUUAUGUCUCCAAACAGAUUUUAUUUAAAAUUUAUUUGCUGUACAAUGCAGAAUAUAUUUUCUCCCAGUUACCCAUGAGCCAUUCUCAGUGAAGACUUGAAUCCCUCACCAUGACGAAAUGCUGAAAUGCACUUCAGUAGUAAGAUGCAUGACUAAAGACUGAGAGGCUUUAAUGAAUAUGCCCUUUUUUGAGAAGCUCACACUUCGGGCAGGAAAGGCUGAUAUAAUCUAUUGAGCUUUCAUUGCUGAGAGUGGCCAUAAAAGCUUACCUCUGUCUAAAAUAAAUAAAACAAAUAAUACAUUUUUAAAAACAAGCUUUUAUUUAGCUGUUCAUAAAAUGAACUAAAAAUUUAAAAAUAAUUUGGUAAUUUUUAUAUAUCUUUCUUAUACUUCAUUAAUUGGACUCCAUAAAACUUUUUAAUCUAUUUGUAUUAAAGAAACUCGAUAGAUAUAAAUCGUAUGGAAUUGAGAAUGUACGUUAUUUGUUUAUCGUGUUUCUUUCAUCAAUUGACACUUAUGUCAUAGGGUUGACUGUGAAAAAUGCAAAUCGCCAUUUUACAGCGGCCGUCAUAUUGAAUUUAGAAUGACGUCACUAUGCUUACUGGGUUUCCCUCGUCAAGACCUUCCAUUUGAUACCCAUAGCCUGGAGGUGACUGUAAAAAACGUAAAUCGCCAUGUUGCGGCAGCCGCUAUAUUGAAUUUAGAAUGACAUUACUUUGCUUGUUAUGUUUCUCCCAUCAAGCCCUUUCAUUUAAUGUUCAUAUCAUAGAGAUUAUUGUGGAAAUGAUGAAUUGCGGCAAUUCAUUUUGUAUUUCCAUGCAAACCAAACCUGUGUGUACAAAAUUAUCAGCUCAAUUGGUUAAGGGUAGCUGGUAGAAAAUUCAGUUCCAGGAUUUAUACUAACAGGUCAAGUUAAAUAGAAACUUGUAAAAAGGACAUUGUUUCAGUCCAAAUGGGACUUCUGUCAUAACGGUCAAAUAAAUUAUUUUAUGGAUACUGUUUUAAAGUAAAUAGUUGUUCGUAUGAUGUCAAACCCAGACGUUUUUCAGAUUACAAAUUACUUAGUCAGUAGAUUUUUAUAUAUAUUUUAUAUAUAUAUAUAUAGAGAGAGACUUGUCGAUCAAAAUGUCCAAAAAUGUAGUAAUGUUAAAAUCAAGUAUGUUACUGUAGUCGACACACUUCAGAUGAUAGAUGUUCAGGAUUAAUUGUGCGGUUAUAACAAGAUUUAAAAAAAUGUAAAUAAUCAGAUCGAAAAAUGAAUCAAAUUAUUAUAUGUGAGAUUUACUCGUAGUUAGGAUAAGGACUUUCGUUGGUGUCUCAUUCUGAACGGACAUACGUAGAGUUAAGAGAAAUGAUUGACAAUAGGUUUAUGUUGAAGCUUUUAGCAGUGAUCUGUGAUGAUUUUAUUAACAAUAGUAUGUAUGUAAAAUUGAAAUCGAUAUUGUAUAUUUAUGUUUUACGAAUAAAUGUCUUUGCUUUACGGA